Gadus morhua (Atlantic cod) is the source of this 2337-nucleotide messenger RNA. It is a transcript of the gene nlgn2a, whose product is annotated as neuroligin 2a. The record is from RefSeq and is a predicted model, not a curated record. Lineage: Eukaryota; Metazoa; Chordata; Actinopteri; Gadiformes; Gadidae. Bases 1639 to 2337 code for a protein of 232 amino acids. The transcript is spliced from 6 exons.
GCGAGAGCGAGAGAGAGAGAGAGAGAGGGGGGGGGAUGAAAAAAAAAUCCUCAGCACAAAAUCGUUCCUAUCCUCCUCGCCGCUGGCCGCGCGGUUGACAACAUGGCUUGAUCGACGCCGACCGCGACGCGGGAAGGACUGCCGGAUCUGUGGGUGACGUCGACAACGACAUCCGUGCACGCGACGCGACCGUGCAUCGAGGGACAGAGAGGACGCGGGGUGAUCCAACCGUUGUCACAGCGACAAACUUCGUAAUAGGAGGACAGUCUUUUUUUUUUUAUCAUUGGGACUGUGUACGGCGCGCGACCCUCGGAGAAGACGUGCGUGUGUGUGCAGCGUGUGCGGGAGCGUGAGAGCCAAUCGCACAGAAAGAAACGGGCGAUUUUUUACUGUUUUAUUUUUUGACUGCCUUCACCACCUUCGUUCUGCAGAAGAAGCGGCCGACCACGCAGCCUCCUCCGUGCCGUUACCGGAGCGCUCGAGGCGCGCACUGCUCCCGGUAUCGCCCCGUGAUGCUGAUGCUGAGCUGUGUGCAGGAUUCCAUCACCGCGCAGCAUCCUCAAGGGCACGCACGCGCGUUGGAGAGGGAAUUGCGUGCAUCCUAAACGGUGCCCCCCGUUGUGUAUUGGGGGCAGCAGCUCGUAUUGAGGGCUCGAAGACUCGAAGGUUUUCUGGGGUAUAAUCAUUGCAGGAUCGUUGCUUUUAGUCGAUUGACCUACCUAUAUGUAAAGAAAUUAAUUGCAUUAAUUGCAUUUUAGUGCUGUGCUGGAGGAGAGCGCGUUGUCACUGACACAUAGCGUGGUUUAGUCGGAGAAGCGCCUGCCGUCGGGGUCAGCUGGAUGCGACAGCUUAUCGAGGGAAAUCACACACGGGGAAUGUGCAAAUAGCCGAACGUUUUAUUUCACUCGACAUCUCGCUUUUCUGGAGGAGAAAAAAAGCGCGUAGACUGUGGAGCCGAGGAGAGGACGACGUCCCAUCCUUCCCGCUGCUUGGGGAGAGCAACAUCAGUUGGAUUGUGCGUCCAUCCAUCCGACGACCACCGAUCACGAAGUCCGACAGCCGGUGGCCGUAAUCCUGCUCCCUGGCCCCCCUCUGGCAGGGCCGCGGCUGAGGCUUUCAAGCUCCUGCAGGGAGCCAAUCAGAGCCAUCCACACAUGUCUGGGCUUUGCCACUUGUGAGCUGAUCAGUGGGCCUCCUCCCAAAAAAAGAACUUUCGGAAUCGGUGCAGAAUCUAAGCCCGAUCUCUGAUUGAAUGGCGGCCAGCGUUUCCAUGGCGAUGGAACGGAACAGAGCCCUGGCUCGGGAACCAUUCCGGAACCUUCCCGUUGAAAGACGUCAACGCCUCUGAGCUGACGGCGGCGAUAUCUGCUUCCCCCUCCCUCCUACUCUGAUUCUCCUCCCCACUCCCCCCUCCCCCUUCCUUCCUCCCCUCCCACAUGACCACACCUCUCCAAGGACCCCUUCGCCUAUAAACAGGAACACCCCCCCCCCCCCUCCCCCAGCUUCCUGCUCAGACUUGCUCUUCGCUCCAUCAAGUAUUUCUGAACAUUGAACAAGACCCCCCGGGUGAAGCCCCCGCAGGCCCGGACGAGCGGACCGCCACCCCGCGUCACGCACCUUCUCCCGGGUCUCCCGGCCAUGGAGCCGGCAGGGUGGGGGUCCCGGCCCCGCGCGGGGGGCGCAGGGGGCUCGCUGAGGGACGGCUGCCUGGCGUGCACCCUGGGCUUGGGGUUGCUGCUGCUCCUGCUGCACUCGCCCGCCUCGGGCCAGCGCACCGACCCCUCCAAGCACCCCACCGUGACCACCAACUACGGCAAGCUGCGCGGCGUGAAGAAGGACCUGAACAACGAGAUCCUGGGCCCGGUGGAGCAGUACCUGGGCGUGCCCUACGCCACCGCGCCCAUCGGGGACCGCCGCUUCCAGCCGCCGGAGGCGCCGGGCUCGUGGCAGGAGGUGCGCAACGCCUCGCACUUCGCGCCCGUCUGCCCGCAGAACGUGCACGGCGUGCUGCCCGAGAUCAUGCUGCCCGUGUGGUUCACCGACAACCUGGACGUGGCGGCGGGCUACAUCCAGAACCAGAGCGAGGACUGCCUCUACCUCAAUGUCUACGUGCCCACCGAGGACGGUCCACUCACAAAAAAACACGAGGAAGCUACAAUGAACAAGCCUCGAGACGAAGAUAUCCGGGACCGCCGCAAGAAGCCCGUGAUGCUGUUCAUCCACGGGGGCUCCUUCAUGGAGGGGACGGGGAACAUGUUUGACGCCAGCGUCCUGGCCGCCUACGGCAACGUCAUCGUCGUGACGAUGAACUACCGGCUUGGCGUGCUCGGUGAGUAA